AUGAAUGCAACAGGUGAACAAGUUUUUGUAACCACAGGACUUGCUUAUCGGCAUAAUCAAAAUUAUCAUCUUUUACCGUGGAAUUCACAUGAUGCGCACAAUAAUAUUGGAAGAAUGACAAGUAUGGGACGACUUAGAAGAGAAAUCGAUUUUGGCAUCCUCAGUAUAAAUAAUCCCAUUGACAAUCCAAUGCCAGAUGUUGGAGGGCCAGUAUUUUCUUAUGAUGUGAAUAUAACUACCGGUGAUUUAGGGACUUCUAGAGCAGACUUAAAAGGUAUAAUUACAGGAACUACAGGGGAACUUGCCUUUGUUACAAAAAUAGAAAGAAUUCGUGCAGAGGCAAAUAUAAACAUUUUUACUUCUCUAGGUUUACGUUAA
Racocetra fulgida is the source of this 378-nucleotide messenger RNA. NCBI's taxonomy places the organism in Eukaryota, Fungi, Glomeromycota, Glomeromycetes, Diversisporales, Gigasporaceae. The record is from the annotation of a GenBank genome assembly.